CUAAUAAGUCCCGGUAGCUAGCGUUAGCACUCAGCUAAUACAGCCUAGGCCUUAGGUGUCUUGUUUUUACUUGCGACUCUGUGUGAUGAUAUCAAACUGUGAUCAGCACCGGUCCGCGUUGAUGCUACGUGCCUGUAAAUUAGCUUUAAUGAGUUACUAGCUGACGUUAGCUAGUAAUGUCUCUAACGUUACCAUCCGCCGAUAUGCUUGAAACACCUCCUGGAUACCCGUUUGAAGAAAUAAACUAUGAGGACAUUGAAGUUGAGGAGGUGGUGGGGAGAGGAGCGUUCGGGGUUGUUUGCAAAGCUAAAUGGAAAGGCAAAGAUGUUGCAAUCAAGACCAUUGAGAGUGAAUCAGAGAGGAAAGCCUUUAUUGUUGAGCUCCGGCAGCUUUCACGUGUGAAUCACCCCAACAUUGUGAAGUUGUAUGGUUCUUGCAAUAGUCCAGUCUGCCUCGUGAUGGAAUAUGCUGAAGGCGGGUCAUUGUAUAAUGUGCUGCAUGGUGCUGAACCCCUCCCCUAUUACACUGCUUCCCAUGCCAUGAGCUGGUGUUUACAGUGUUCCCAAGGCGUGGCCUAUCUCCAUGGCAUGAAACCAAAGGCUCUCAUUCACAGGGACCUCAAGCCACCCAAUCUGCUUCUAGUGGCAGGCGGCACCGUGCUGAAGAUAUGUGACUUUGGAACAGCUUGCGACAUUCAGACCCACAUGACCAACAACAAAGGAAGUGCAGCAUGGAUGGCCCCAGAGGUAUUUGAAGGCAACAAUUACAGUGAGAAGUGUGAUGUGUUCAGCUGGGGGAUCAUUCUCUGGGAGGUGAUCACUCGCAGGAAGCCCUUUGAUGAAAUUGGAGGACCAGCUUUUCGCAUUAUGUGGGCUGUGCACAAUGGUACAAGACCUCCGUUAAUCAAAAAUUUGCCUAAGCCCAUUGAGAGUCUGAUGACUCGCUGUUGGUCUAAAGACCCCUCUCAGCGGCCUUCCAUGGAGGAGAUAGUGAAGAUCAUGACUCAUCUAAUGAGGUACUUCCCAGGAUCUGAUGAACCCCUGCAAUAUCCAUACCAGUAUUCAGAUGAGGGACAGAGCAACUCUGCAACUAGUACAGGUUCAUAUGUGGACUACACUGGCACCAGCACAAGCAACAAAAGCGAUGCAAACAUGGAGCACAGUGAUUCUCAAGGGAGCAACGACACUAUCAAGAUUACCCCUCAGUUUGCACCUCAUUUCAAGCCAAAGGGAGACCCGUUGAGGACUCUGCCUCUGUCCAGAGGUCCUGCCUGAGUGCCUGCCAUUCUGACAGGGAGUGCUGACCUUUCAGAGCUGGAGCCCAUACCAUUUGCACCUGCGGCACGCCCACAGUAUAAACGAGGCCACCGUAAAACUGCAUCAUUCGGGACCAUUCUGGAUGUCCCCAAGAUCAUCGUCACAGCCACAUGUGAGCCUCAGAGACGUCGCUCUGUACAGGAUCUGCCAGGCAUCAGCACAGAGUCCAGCCAGGGGAGCAGGAACAGCAGCCGGUCUUCCAGUCCUAGUGUGAGGAUGAUGCCACCUGAUAAGACGAGCAGCAGAGGUUACUUCUCCCCUGAGGACCCCACAGACACCAACGGCUCAGACAAUUCCAUUCCCAUGGCUUAUCUCACCCUGGAUCACCAGCUGCAGCCCCUCGCUCCCUGUCCCAACUCCAAAGAGUCCAUGGCUGUGUUUGAACAGCACUGCAAGAUGGCCCAAGAAUAUCUGAAAGUGCAAACAGAGAUCGCCCUGCUGAUCCAGAGAAAGAAGGAGCUCAUUGCCGAACUGGACCAAGAUGAGAAGGACCAGCAGAACACAUCCCGUCUGGUGCAGGAGCACAAAAAACUGCUGGAGGAGAACAAGAGUCUGUCCACAUACUACCAGAAGUGCAAAAAACAGCUGGAGCUGAUCCGGGUCCAGCAACAGAAGAGACAGGGCACGUCAUGAUGAGACACAGACAUGAGCACUACUGUCCUCCCUCCCCCUCCCCAACCCUGCACUAUAACACUACCCACUCAUGCUCUGCACACACUCACACUCGCACACACACUAUUGCCAGUCCAGCUUUGUGAAGAGACCUGCCUUCUACUGUGUCCUGCAUGUUGCAAUUAGACCCGUUCUCGCAGGUCCUCCGUACGUACGCGAUCCUCACAGUGUCCUCUGUGGACUGCUGACCAAACAGUCGCUGCACCCCCCACAUCCUGAUCAGCCCAGAUCCUGCCUCUGUGCUUCAGGACAGACCUCUAAGCGGCAGCACGGCGGCGCGAUGGCGGGGCCGAUGAGUAUGGGUCGGGUUGUUUGCUCUCAGGACCUCUGGGCUGCCUGGUCAGUGUGUGUUUGUGUGUGUGUGUGUGUCUGUCUGUCCUCUCCAGACACAACCGUCCUCCACAAUGUGAAAACCAAGACAAAGGCUUUUCAGCAAAAAGUGUGUGACUCAUGAAGAAGUUGUAGAGAAAUGAGGACGUUUGAACCCGUUCUACAGUGCGCUCAUUGAAUCCGUAUUAUGCAAAUCACACACACACACACACACACACACACACCCUACAUCAGCGUAUGUAUCUCUAACCUCUCCCUUCUCUGAUCAUGAGCAUGAGCCCUUCCACAGUCCACCACACCUGUUUACUUCCUCCAGGUGAAGUACUUUGUGUCAGAUGUCACAGUAACAGGAAAGGCUCGGGGCGUGUGGAGAUCUGGACGCAGCGUUAACGAUCCGCUCAUGCUCAUGCAAAAACAACUAAUUUCCAGGGCGAAUACAGAGAGCUGUGGAUUCCCCUUUUCAUUUUGACUUCAGUAUUGUUUUUGCGUGUAGAUGUUUUUGUCUUUUUUUAUUCAGUAGUUCACUUUGUAUGAUAGCUCUUGUGUCAUUUUACAUUAGGACAUAUUUUAUUUGGUCUGGGAGUGCCCUCACAGACAAACUGAGGGGCCUGUAGUUCCCCAAACAGUAUCUAGUUUGUUUUUAGUUCACAUGUUGCCUUAGAAGUUGCCUGCAUUUUAAGUGCUUGUUUUAUGUAACAUUUAGUGGGGAUAAAAGCUGAAAAAAAAAAAGAUAUUUUUAAAUGUAAAGGACAUAGAAUGAAAUUCUUCCCGAAGAGGACUGAGAGGAAUGUAUGUCUGUGAGCUGACAAUGUAAAUGUUUCCCACCAGCGUCACAUUCAGAACAACAGCAUGUACUGAAAAAGAAGGUUUCAACGUCAGAGAAUUUUUUUGGUUUCUUAUCCCUCAAGUAUUUUUUGCACAGUCGCUUUUUUUCCAUCUGGUCAUAUACACAUUUUAUUUCUCAUUUAGAAUAUUCUGUUUUUAGAAGUUCAAGACUUGACAAGUCUUACUCUUAAAACUGUUACUGUACAUGAGGAACUCUGUUCAUCACACACAACUCAACACUGUUUCUAAGUGUUUCCUAAAUUAUUGGGAAAUGAGGUACAGUAUAUGACAUUGAGAAAGGCAUUAUGAAAUAAACUGAAUGGUGAAAAGA
Messenger RNA from Lates calcarifer (barramundi perch), 3474 nucleotides. RefSeq names its product mitogen-activated protein kinase kinase kinase 7 (gene map3k7). Gene Ontology annotation, molecular function: magnesium ion binding; MAP kinase kinase kinase activity; ATP binding. Gene Ontology annotation, biological process: protein phosphorylation; JNK cascade; positive regulation of canonical NF-kappaB signal transduction. The record is from RefSeq and is a predicted model, not a curated record. Lineage: Eukaryota; Metazoa; Chordata; Actinopteri; Centropomidae.